Messenger RNA from Mercurialis annua (annual mercury), 1704 nucleotides. Its product is annotated as carbamoyl-phosphate synthase small chain, chloroplastic. The record is from RefSeq and is a predicted model, not a curated record. The coding region runs from base 50 to 1366 and encodes 438 amino acids. The transcript has 10 exons. NCBI's taxonomy places the organism in Eukaryota, Viridiplantae, Streptophyta, Magnoliopsida, Malpighiales, Euphorbiaceae. Gene Ontology annotation, cellular component: carbamoyl-phosphate synthase complex; cytoplasm. Gene Ontology annotation, biological process: L-arginine biosynthetic process; 'de novo' pyrimidine nucleobase biosynthetic process; L-glutamine metabolic process. Gene Ontology annotation, molecular function: carbamoyl-phosphate synthase (glutamine-hydrolyzing) activity.
UUAAAAACCCUAAUUAAAUAGGAAGAAGCGGAAGAAAAAGAAGAAAAAAAUGGAGAUUACUACCCUAACAAAUCCUUGGAAAAUCCAAAUGGCUACUCUUUCAGCAGCAGCACUCACACAUUUUUCAAACCCUAAAAUAUCAAAAUCACUGAAUACCCUUUUCACUGUCAGAUGUUCUUCUUCUCCUCAUUUCUCUGAUGGUGCUGCCACUGGUUUGGCAGAGAGGCCAUGGAAAACAUCAGAUGCUAGACUGGUUCUUGAAGAUGGGUCUAUCUGGAAGGCUAAGUCUUUUGGUGCUAGAGGAACCCAAGUUGGUGAAGUUGUUUUUAAUACUUCUUUGACUGGGUAUCAAGAAAUUCUUACGGAUCCUAGUUAUGCUGGUCAGUUUGUCUUGAUGACAAACCCUCAUAUAGGGAACACUGGUGUAAAUUUUGAUGAUGAAGAAUCAACACAAUGUUUUCUUGGUGGUCUGGUGAUAAGGAGCUUAAGUAUCAGUUCAUCAAGUUGGAGAUGCACCAAACCACUUGGUGAUUAUUUAGCAGAGAGGAACAUCAUGGGAAUAUAUGAUGUUGACACACGUGCAAUCACUCGUAGAUUAAGAGAAGAUGGAAGCCUUAUUGGUGUACUGAGCACAGAAAAUUCCAAAACAGACGAUGAACUUCUGAAGAUGUCUCGUUCGUGGGACAUUGUAGGUGUUGAUUUAAUAAGCGGUGUCUCAUGCACUGCACCGUACAAAUGGGUUGAUUCAACGAAGUCUGAAUGGGAUUUUAAUUCCGACGGAAGAGAUGGAAAGCCUUACCAUGUUGUUGCAUAUGACUUUGGGAUCAAGCACAAUAUACUAAGGCGUCUAGCAUCUUAUGGCUGUAAAAUCACUGUGGUCCCCUCAAAAUGGCCAGCAUUAGAAACACUAAAAUUGAAUCCAGAUGGAGUUCUUUUCAGCAACGGUCCUGGAGAUCCAUCUGCAGUUCCUUAUGCUGUUGAUAAUGUGAAGGAAUUACUAGGAAAGGUUCCUGUUUUUGGAAUUUGCAUGGGCCAUCAGUUGCUUGGCCAGGCACUGGGUGGUAAAACCUUUAAAAUGAAGUUUGGCCACCAUGGAGGUAAUCAUCCAGUUCGUAAUAUUCGGCAUAACCGGGUUGAGAUUAGCUCCCAGAAUCACAACUAUGCAGUCGACCCAGAAUCACUUCCGGAUGGUGUGGAAGUGACUCACGUUAAUCUUAAUGAUGGAAGCUGCGCAGGUCUUGCUUAUCCCGCACUAAACAUUAUGUCACUUCAGUACCAUCCUGAGGCUUCCCCAGGACCUCAUGAUUCAGAUUCUGUAUUUGGGGAAUUUGUAAAUCUAAUGAAGCAAGCAAAGCAAAAGGCUUAGUGAACCUCUUUUUCCGGUGGUGGAAUUACGUUUGCUGGUAGAAAUGGCAUAUAUGGUUGACUGAGCUUUGCGAUAACUUCCACAGUUUUGACGUCUGUCUGAUGGAAGCAAUUGGCAUAGUCUUCGCUGUUGUAGUUUAUUUGGGUUCUUUGAAAUAGUUAAGAUGGUUAUAAAUUUGUUACGUUUUAUAAGAUUAUGCUGAUUGCCUCAGUAAUCAUGUUAGAUCGUAAUGUGUUAGAUUGCAGAACAUGGUGUUUAUUAGAGUGGGAGUGAGAGAAUGAUAUACAAGGAACUUGUCUUCUGGCCUUAUGCGAGCAAUCAAAUCUGAACUUGAUUCA